GGGAUGCUCCAAAUAAGCGUUAUCACGGGGGAGCAAGAGUGCGUGACUAUGUUACGUGGGUUUAGCGGAGAGAGGCGAUAGAGAGGGCGGGACUUCUGAUAGAUGCCCAGUACCGAAUAAGAUACAUGUUUCGGAUAUUGCUUUGUCAUAUUUUUGGUAAAAACUCUGUCAUUAUUCUCCCUAUCGAUUUUGUUGGUCUUAUUGGCACGGCCCUAUUUUUCUCGCUCCAGGGAAUGUUAACGGGCUUACACAACCCGAAGGAAGUAAGAGAUACGGAAAUGCGUUCCGAUAGACCGGGAUAACGCAAAAACUCAGGAUCCUUGCUCCAACGAUCCUACUGCAAUCAUGGGCGCGCGAUGCGCGUACACGGAAGCUUGCAGCGAUUGUAAGCGGAAAAAAAAGAGACAAGCUGUUGUAUGAGGACGACGUGACAGGGGACCGAAGCAUUUCCUUGGAGAAAAGCAAUAUUGGAAUAUAUCGAGGGAAGAAUAGCGCAUUUAGACAGAAGACGGGUGGUUCUCAUAGGAUACGCGCCGUGGAGCCUAGGACGCGCGGCUUUGAUGCAUUAACAGGAAUGUGUGUUUGAAUGUGGUCCGCGUAACCCUUCCUUGUCAUAAACGCUAUAGCGUGAGCUGUCGGGGCAGUGGAUUCCAGCAACAGCAGAGCUGGGAUGUCCUGAGGGGACCCCCGCGGGCCCCAGAGCAGGGACGCGCUGAUGGGACCUGCUGCGCCGCCAUGAGCCUUCAAGACGGCUGCGGCGGCGCCAACCUGGCGGCCGCCGGCGGCAGCAUGCGGCGCCGGCUGGAGGACCAGGAGCUCACGCUGCGCGUCUACCCGGGCCCCCUGGCCGAGGGCACCAUCUACUGCCCCGUGGGCGCCCGCAAGAGCACCAGCGCCGCCGACGUCAUCGCCGGCGUCAUCGAGCGGCUGCGCCUGGAGCGCACCCAGUGCUACGUGCUCGCCGAGGUCAAGGAGUUCGGCGGCGAGGAGUGGAUCCUGAACCCGGGCGACUGCCCCGUGCAGCGCAUGAUGCUGUGGCCGCGCAACGCGCUGGAGAACCGCGGCGGGCUGGGCAGCGGCGAGGACUACCGCUUCCUGCUGCGCGAGAAGAACCUGGACGGCUCCAUCCACUACGGCGGCAGCCUGCAGAUGUGGCUGCGCGUCACGGAGGAGCGGCGCCACAUGGUGGAGCGGGGUUUCCUGCCCCAGCCCGCAGGGAGCCAGCACCCGGCGGACCUGUGCGCCCUGCCGGAGCUGACGGAGCGCGCGCUGCUGGAGAGCCUGCGGGCGCGCUUCCGCCAGGAGAAGAUCUACACGUACGUGGGCAGCAUCCUCAUCGUGGUCAACCCCUUCCAGUUCCUGCCCAUCUACAACCCCAAGUACGUGAAGAUGUACGACAACCACACGCUGGGCAAGCUGGAGCCGCACAUCUACGCGGUGGCGGACGUGGCGUACCACGCCAUGCUGCAGCGCCGCAAGGACCAGUGCAUCGUCAUCUCCGGGGAGAGCGGCUCGGGGAAGACGCAGAGCACCAACUUUCUGAUCCACCACCUGACCGCCCUCAGCCAGAAGGGGUUCGCCAGCGGGGUGGAGCAGACCAUCCUGGGGGCGGGGCCCGUGUUGGAGGCCUUCGGGAACGCCAAGACGGCCCACAACAACAACUCCAGCCGCUUCGGGAAGUUCAUCCAGGUCAACUACCAGGAGAGUGGAACUGUCCGAGGGGCCUACGUGGAGAAGUACUUGCUGGAGAAGUCCCGUCUGGUUUACCAGGAGCACAACGAGAGGAACUACCAUGUAUUUUACUACUUGUUGGCGGGAGCGAGUGAGGAGGAAAGGAAGACCUUUCAUCUGCUGCAACCGGAAGAGUACCACUACCUCAACCAGAUGACAAAGAAAUCAAACAAACUCCACUGGGACAAUUACUAUGAAAGCGAGCUGGACUGCUUCACAGUGGAAGGGGAGGACUUGAAGCACGACUUUGAGAGACUCCAGCUGGCCAUGGAGAUGGUGGGCUUCCUGCCUGCUACGAGGAAACAGAUCUUCUCGCUGCUGUCGGCCAUCCUCCUGCUGGGGAACAUCCGGUACAAGAAGAAGACGUACAGAGACGACUCCAUCGACAUCUGCAACCCGGAGGUCCUGCCCAUCGUGUCUGAGCUGCUGGAGGUAAAGGAGGAGGUGCUGCUGGAGGCGCUGACCACCAGGAAGACGGUGACCGUGGGAGACCGGCUCAUCGUCCCCUACAAGCUGGCUGAGGCGGGCACAGUGAGAGACUCUAUGGCAAAGUCGCUGUACAGCGCCCUCUUUGAUUGGAUCGUGUUCCGGACCAAUCAUGCGCUGCUCAACAACAGGGACCUGGAGGACAACGCCAAGAUCCUGUCCAUUGGAGUGCUGGACAUCUUUGGCUUCGAGGACUAUGAGAACAACAGCUUCGAACAGUUCUGCAUCAACUUUGCCAAUGAGCGUCUCCAGCACUACUUCAACCAGCACAUAUUCAAGCUGGAACAGGAGGAAUACAGAGCAGAGGGCAUCAGUUGGCACAACAUUGACUACAUCGACAACAGCGGCUGCAUCAACCUGAUCAGCAAGAAGCCCACCGCACUGCUCCACCUGCUGGACGAAGAGUGCAACUUCCCCCAGGCCACCAACCAGACCCUACUGGACAAGUUCAGACGGCAGCACGACGCUAACCGCUACAUUGAGUUCCCCGCCGUCAUGGAGCCCGCCUUCAUCAUCCACCACUACGCCGGCAAGGUCAAGUACGGGGUCAAGGACUUCCGGGAGAAGAACACGGACCACCUGCGGCCGGACAUCGUGGCCCUGCUGAAGAGCAGCAAGAAGGCCUUCAUCUGCGGCCUGAUGGGCAUCGACCCCGUGGCCACCUUCCGCUGGGCCGUGCUGCGCGCCUACUUCAGGGCCCUGGUGGCCUUCAGGGAGGCUGGCAGCAGACACACGCACAGCAAGACGGGGAGCGAGGCGGCGGUCCCCAGCGCGGCCCUAAAAACGGUGGACAGCUUCAGCUUCCUGCACCACCCGGUGCACCAGCGCAGCCUGGAGAUCCUGCAGCGGUGCAAGGAGGAGAAGUACAGUAUCACGAGGAAGAACCCUCGGAGCCCCCUGACCGACCUGCAGGGCACCAACGCAGUCAAUGAGAGGGGCAGCAGGGAGAGCCUCUACGCUGGGGGCUGUAACGGCCGGGGCUCCAGGGCUCUGCGCCUGGCCUCCACGGGGAGCCCCACCCUGGAGGAGGACGGCAUCUUCCUCAACUCGGACAAGAGCAAGCUGCUGGAGAGGGCCCAGGGCAUCCUGCUGAGAAACAAAAACUACAAAAGUAAACCUUCCCUUCCCAAGCAUCUGUUGGAUGUUAAGUCUCUGCGCUACCUGAGCAGCGUGACGCUCCACGACCGCAUCACCAAGUCCCUGCUCCACCUGCAUAAGAAGAAGAAACCGCCCAGUAUCAGCGCUCAGUUCCAGGCGUCCCUGAAUAAGUUGAUGGAGACCCUGGGUCAGUCGGAGCCGUACUUUGUCAAGUGUAUCCGCUCCAAUGCUGAAAAGCUCCCGUUGCGGUUCAACGACAGCCUGGUGCUCAGGCAGCUCCGGUACACGGGCAUGCUGGAGACCGUCCGCAUCCGCCAAUCAGGGUACAGCAUCAAGUUCACCUUCCAGCACUUUGUGAGUCACUUCCUCAUCCUGCUGCCUCGUGGAACCAGCCCAACCAAGGCGGGCAUCCGGGACUUCUUCCGUAAGAUCCACCUGGCCCCAGCUGGGUAUCAAGUGGGCAACACCAUGGUGUUCCUGCGGGAGGCGGAGCGGCAGCACCUCCAGAGCCUGCUCCACCAGGAGGUGCUGAGGAGGAUCGCGGCGCUGCAGCGGCGCUUCAGGGCCGUGCUGGAGAGGAAGCACUUUGUCAGGAUGAGACAAGCCUCCUCUAUGAUCCAGCGGUGGUGGCGUACCCACCUCCGGAGCCGGGCGGAGUCGGCCGUGGAGCCGGCGGCAGCGGAGGCGGCCGCGCUGCGUCUGCAGGCGGCGUGGAGGGGGUUCCGGGAGCGCCGGGCCUACCAGGAGUGUCGUGAGGCGGCCGUGGUCCUCCAGAGGAGCUGGAGGUCCUGCCUCGGCCGCCGGACUCUGGCGGCCGUCGUGAUCCAGGGCUCCUGGAAGGCGUGCAGAGAGAGGCGCCGCUACAGGAGGAUCCAGGAUGUCACGGCGGAGCUCCAGGCGGCGGGCAGGGGAUACCUGGCCCGACUCAGGUUCAAAGAGCUGAAGAGCGAGCGUGACGCUAAGCAGGAGUGCAGGGACGCCAGCGGCCCCGAAGAAGAGGAAGAGGCGGCGAUGAGCCUGGGUGCGGAGGACCCCGCCCUCCCCGGGACGGACACCUCCUCCUCUGAGGCCGCUGGGGGGCCCGCGCCGGGACCCCAGGACGUGGAGGAGGGGGCGGACAAAGAGCAGGCCAGGGAGCGGAGCUGCAGCAUGAGCGACACCAGCCUCAAGUGCCGGUCCAAGCGGGAGAGCCGCCGCAUGAGGGAGCUGGAGCAGGCCCAGUUCAGCCUGGAGCUGCUCAAGGGCCGCGCCACCGGUGCCGGGGGCCCCCUGCCGGAGGAGCCCGUCCGUGGUAGCGGGCCCUCUGAGGAGCGCGAGAGGGGCCCCCAGUCCCCCCGUGGGUCGCCCGCCAGUCCCGAGAGCCGGGAGCCAUUCCCCGCGGAGGACAUGGAGACGGAAGGCUCCAGAAGCUCCGACGGCCCCCGGGAACAUUCUCAUCUAGGAGGUUCCCGGUCAGAGACUGAGCCAUUGGGCACGGCACGCAGGGAUUCGAACUACAAUGAAAGGCCAGAGUUUGAAAAAGAACAGGCUCAGAGAGCAACGUUUUACAUCUCUGCUGACCAAAGCCCCGUCCACGAGCCCAAAUGCGAGAGCCCCAGCAAGGGUGUGAAAGAGAGGCGAGAGUCCAGCUCUCGGAGGCCCGUGGUGGUAGUCAUCAGCAUGCAGAAGGAAAGCCCGGUGGAUGAGACGGAGCUGCAGGCAGCCCAAGCCCUAGAAAGGACUUCUGAUGUCGGGGAAAGCGUUUCGGGUUCCUGCCCGACCACGAUAGCAGGUCUAGAGUUAGGCACGACUCCCAGGCCCACAGAGUCCCCCGCCAUGAAACACGUAUCCCCUACGGAAAGUGGUCCCCCCAAGGCCGCCCCGUCAAGCCCCCAUGAAGAUAGUCCAGGGUCUCCAGCCAUUUGCUCCUCAGAGGUGGACAUCCAGUUAGUCCUGGAGCCAAGGCCCUCGAUGCUGCCGGUCCUGCCCAGCCAGAAGGACAGGAAAGGGGGCAGGCCAGCGCAGGCGUGCCCCAGUGUCCAUGUCCUGGAGACCAAACCACCGAAGGCCCAGAAGAAGAGUUCAGCCCAGACUGUGAUCGUCAAUAUGACAGAGAAGCCCGCGACGACAGUGUUUUCUCCACCCAGACGCAAGCUGCCCUUCUCGAAAUCUGAUAAAGACCUGGUCAACCAGGAGAGGUCUUUGUCCUUGCAUGAGGACCCCUCCAGCUCCAAAUCUUCUGCAGGUUCCAGAAGAGAGAUCAGUCGCCCUGGUCCCAAAAAGAAAGCGCGCAUGUCCCGGACUCGCUCCGACUUCCUCACUCGCUGUAACUCAGAAGGGGCCACCCAGUCGGACGACGAGGACGACGAGUACUACGUCCCCGCGGUGUCACGCACCCUGCCCCCCUCCCUGUCCCCCCCCCACCCCCACCCCCACGCAGACUGCCUCAGUGACGGCGAGAUGUCGUCUCACAAAGACCAGAAGAAGAUCCACAAGACCAUGUCCUCCGGAGACCUGGGCAAGGUGGAGGUUCUCCGGAAGACCUCCAGCCAGGACGGAAGGAUGAGAGGCAAGAUGCGCUUCUGGAGUAAGACAAAACACGCGGACAAGAAGCUGUCCAAGGAGAGGAGUGAGAGUGUGGACACGCCAGCGGUCGACGGGCCCUCACCUCCCCGCAGCCCAGACGCGGGGGCCUCCCCGGGGGGGCCCAGGGACGCCAAGGAGAACAAGGAGCCCUCGCCCAAGUCCCGGCGGAGGCGGAGCGUGAAGAUCAGCAGCGCUGGGCUGGAGCCCGCCCACUGGCAGAACGACGCCCUCCUCAUCCUCAGCACCGCCCACGACUACCGCAGCAUGAACGACUUCCUGAUGAAGAAGAUCGGGGAGCUGGAGUCUGAGGACGGUAAGAAGGACACCAUGGUGGACGUGGUCUUCAAGAAGGCCCUGAAGGAGUUCAGGAUCAACAUCUUCAACUCCUACUCCACGGCUCUGGCUAUGGAGGACGGCCGCAGCAUCCGCUACAAGGACCUGCACGCGCUGUUUGAGCAGAUCCUGGAGAAGAGCAUGAAGCAGGAGCAGAGGGACUGGAGCGAGUCGCCCGUCAAGGUGUGGGUCAACACCUUCAAGGUCUUCCUGGACGAGUUCAUGACGGAGUACAAGCCCAUGGAGGGCACCAUCGGCAGGGCUUCUAAACCAGAGCGGAAGAAGAGGAGGAAAAAGGAGAGCGACAUUGUGGAGGAGCACAAUGGCCACAUCUUCAAGGCCACCCAGUACAGCAUCCCCACCUACUGUGAAUACUGCUCCUCCCUCAUCUGGAUGAUGGACAGAGCCUGUGUCUGCAAACUCUGCCGCUACGCCUGCCACAGGAAGUGCUGCACCAAGAUGACCACCAAGUGCAGCAAGAAGUACGACCCGGAGCUGUCGUCGCGGCAGUUUGGGGUGGAGCUGUCACGCCUCAGCAGGGAGGAGCACACGGUGCCCCACCUGGUGGAGAAGCUCAUCAACUACAUCGAGAUGCACGGCCUCUACACCGAAGGCAUCUACAGGAAGUCUGGCUCCACCAAUAAGGUCAAAGAGCUCCGCCAGGGGCUGGAUACAGAUGUGAGCAGCAUGAACCUGGACGACUACAACAUCCACGUCAUCGCCAGCGUGCUCAAGCAGUGGCUCCGCGACCUGCCCAGCCCUCUCAUGACCUUUGAACUCUACGAGGAGUUCCUCAGGGCUAUGGGUCAGCCAGAGAGGAGGGAUGUGAUCCACGGCGUGUACUCCAUCAUCGACCAGCUCAGCAGGACUCACCUGAGCACCCUGGAGCGCCUCAUCUUCCACCUGGUCAGGAUCGCUCUGCAGGAGGACACUAACAGGAUGUCGGCCAACGCCCUGGCCAUCGUGUUUGCCCCGUGCGUCCUUCGCUGCCCGGACACUAUUGACCCUCUGCAGAGUGUCCAGGACAUCAGCAAGACCACAGCGUGUGUGGAGCUGAUCAUCAACGAGCAGAUGCGCAAGUACACGGCUCGCCUCAAGGACAUCAGCAGUCUGGAGUUCGCUGAGAGCAAGGCCAAGAGCAGGCUCAUGCACAUAAAGAGCUCCCUGAGCAAAGAGCGCAUUCGGCGUAGCAGCAGCAGCAGCCUCAUCCCCUCGCCGCCCCUUAGCCCCAAGGCGGCGCCCCCGGAGGCGGAGGAAGGGACUGCAGGAGAAGCGGGAGGAGGAGAAGAAGAAGGAGGGGGAGAGGAGGUGGAAGAGGGGCCGGGGCUUAGCGAGCAGCAGCAAACGGCCUUGCAGCACGAGGAGAGGAUACUGACGGCGCAGAUCGAGAGCCUGCAGAAGGAAAAGGAGGAGCUGACCUUCGAGAUGCUGGCGUUGGAGCCCCGGACGUCUGACGAUGAAACCCCAGAGUCUGAGGCCUCCAUCGGCACGGCGGAGAGCUCGGAGAACAUCGCCAUGGAGACGGAAGGGGCGACCUCCGGCCCUCAUGGGCGAGAGACCCCCCUCUGCAGGAAGGCCGAGGCCAAAAGCCGACGCACUCAGCGGCGACAGCCAGACUCCUCCCCCUCCUCUUCCUCCUCCUCCUCCUCGCCGGCCACCACAGCCGCCGCCGCCGCCUCUGCGCUCUCCUCCUCCUACCACCUGCCGCCCUCUCUCUCCUCCACCUCCUCUUCCUCCUCCUCCCAGCCCUUCCCCCACCGCUUCCGCUCCUCUUCCUCGGGCCCCCUCCUGACCUCGUGCCCCCUGGGCGCCCCGGAGCCAGACCUGGGCGCGGCGGGCGCGGCCAUGGGCCAGAGGGGCAGCAAGAUCCGCCACCGGCUCCGGCUGAGCCGCAGCUCGCCGCGCGACCCCACCGAGGCGCAGCGCAGGGAGACGGGGGACUUUGGCUCGGCGCCGCAUCAGCUGGUUCUGUACGGCAGCAACGAGUUCAUGGUGUGAGCGCCUCCGGUCUGAGAGGGGAAGAGGAUGGGAGAGAGGAGGAGGAGGAGGGGAGGAAGAGCGCUUUGCUGAUGACCGUAUGCUGUGGGGGAGGGGGGCCAGUGUUGACACACUCCCCCCCCCCCCUCUCCCUGUCCCCUCUCCUCUCCGGGGGUUUGGAUACACACCGAAGGUAAAGGAGAAAGGACCACGGCGGAACCAGUCAGAACUGGCCACAUGCCAAUACUGUUCAUUAAGAAAGAAUUCAAAAAAUAAUCUUUUUUCUUUUUUUUUUAUGUUACCAACGCACCGGGUGGGGGGGGGUUGAUCCGGGCCCGCCGCACAAGUAUUCCCGCCGAAUUAGGCCACGCCCAUCUCCCCCUGUCACAUCGAGAUACUUAUGUGACGCCAUUCAUUCGGCCACGUCAUAUACGUUAAUAUUAUUAUCAUUGGUGUUUGUUGUUUGUUGUUAUGUUACAAAGGAAGCGGAGAUGUACAUAGACUGAAACUCCUGGUGUGAAAAGGUUGUCCGAAAUCAAUAUUACCCCUGUUUCUCUCCAUCUUUUCUCGCCCUCCUUCUCUCUCUCUCUCUCUCUCUCUCUCUCUCUCUCUCUCUCUCUCUCUCUCUCUCUCUCUCUCUCUCUCUCUCUCUCUCUCUCUCUCUCUCUCUCGUUCUCUCUCUCGUUCUCUCUCUCGUUCUCUCUCUCGUUCUCUCUCUCUCGUUCUCUCUCUCCCUCUCUCUCUCACUCACUCUCUCACUUUCCUUUUUUCUCUCUCUGCCUCUCUCUCUCGCCCUCUCGGAAGGAAGUCCACUUUUCUUUGUUGUCGUUUUUUGUGUGUUUUUCUUCCCGCUGUGUUUCCCCCCCCCCCCUCGUACCUGAAUUACAGUUCACGGGGCCAAAUGGGAGGUGGCUUCCACUGAUGACCAGUGAUCUCUGAGAGAUGAGGUCGCCUCAUCCCCCAUCCGCCAUUGUGGGAGGCCUGAUGUGAAGAGUCAACCGAUCAGCCAUACACAGUGUCGUUCAGUACAGCGGGGAGCUGUCCCUGAGGCCGCCAUGACGCUCGUAUUGAUUUAGACAUAUCAGUGUUAAAGUGUUUAUGACUUGAAAGUGGUCUCAUUUUGUUAUGGCUGUUCUUUUUAUUUUUUUAUUUGGUAUUUGUUUACUUUUGGUGUCAUUUUGGUGAUCAAUCAUUGUUGAAGAUGCCGUGUUUUCAUUGUUGUGUGUGUGUGUGUGUGUGUGUGUGUGUGUGUGUGUGUGUGUGUGUGUGUGUGUGUGUGUGUGUGUGUGUGUGUGUGUGUGUGUGUGUGUGUGUGUGUGUGUGUGUGUGUGUGAGAGAGAGUUCUGCAUGGGAACACACACGCAUACACCUGCGUUACACCAGGUGUGUUCUGAGCCAUAUUAUUCUGUUUGUGUUGCCAUUUUGUUCCAUAACUGUCCAAUGCAUUCACUUCCUUUCUGGUGAUUGCUGGGAAAAGUAGCAUAAACUUUGUGUCUCUCUGGUCAUCACAUAGUAGUAACCAGCCUGGACUCCUAAUGGAAAGCUAUCUAGCUAACAUGCUAUCAACUCCUUUUGGACUAGUUACACUCUUUCAUUCUCUCUCUCGCCCUCCCUUUACAGUAUUUAAAGGGAUUAAUAUCCAGUCUAUGUCAGCUAUGUGCAAAGCUUUUGACUAUAAAUACGUACAGAUGCUACAACCCCCUUCUAUAGCUACAGUAUAUCUUGCUUGCAGUGAUGAGACGCUAUGGCGCCAGUCGGCCACUAGUCGGCCACAGAGCGUCUUUCCACUACUUUGGAAAGUGCGCUAUUCUCGGUUUUAGCAUGUCGUCUAAAAUCGCUUUUGAACACAUGAGGACAGAGACAUAGUGAUGUAUGAUCUAACGGGAGCAGUCACUACCAACACAUAAAACGUGUUUGUUUGUUGAAAACAAAAUGUAUUUUUUCUUUUCAAGGGGUUGUUGUGAAUAAUGGUGUUUCGAACCUAAGAAAUUAUUUGGGAAGAUAUUUCUUUCUCUGUGAAUUACAAGCUAUUAUUUAAGAACACGUGGUUUGUGAUUGUUUACGCUGUCCACAUGGCAUUCUGCAACAACAAAAAAUGAAAAAAAUGAAUGUACCGAUUAGGAGGCAUGCUCUGCUUUCUUUUGGUUAUUUGUUUGUCUUUUAUAUACCAUAUAUAGUACUAUUUAUGAUCAUGUUUCGGGGUGUACAUUGGUCAAAAAAGAAAGCUUGUUAUAAAUGGAUAUAUUAUCCUAUGUACGAUUCAUUAUCUACUAUUAAUCAUUGGCACGGUUUGGACAGGUCAUUAUCUUCUGUCGUAUUUGUGCCGGAAGUUACCGACCUUAAUUUGAGCGGUGAAACUCGUUUUCGGCGUUCAUCUCGGACGGACACGGUCUUGUAUGAGGUUUGUGUAAAAUUUAUUUUAUUUUUUAUUUGAAUAUUGAUGAUUGUCCAAAAAAAAUGAAUUCAUGAGGGUAAAGCUUCUGCUUAUUAAAAAAAAGGCAAACUGGAGUCCGACCUCAAUGGCUUUUGUGAUUCACAUAAAUAUUGAAUGAAAGAAAGAGGCCUCUGGUGCAGCAUCAUCGUGAUGAACCCAAAUAUAGGCGCAGUUCUUUACGUUGGGUGUUAAAGAGGUUUUAACACCCAACGUAACGUUUAACACCCACUCUGCUGUGCUCUUUAAAAUAAGUAAUAAAAACUAGGUCCUUCCUGGGGAUGGCUACUGUAGUUGCAAUUUUUGUUAACGACUUAUCUAAUUUACUUCAACUAGCUAUGAGCAAUAGAAAUCGGGGAGUCCGGAAAAAGUAAUGACAGAGACUUUAUUGUUACCCACAAAAUAGGGUGGCAGAGCCGUGCAUGUGGUUUUGCAAAAGACACACUGACUGGCGCUCCGAUCCCAGUCCCUCUUAUCCACCCAAACUGAGCUGUCAUGUAUGUAGUAUAUGACCGUCCUGGUAUAUGUUCAAAAUGGCCUUACAUUCCCUUACGUAUGUGCUCAUCUCCUGUAGUUAAUCUAAAAAUGGGAGGAUGUCAGUAGUCUGGGCCCCAAAGUCCUUGGUGCCUUAUCAGGCCAUUACUCUGGGUCCAGCGUCCAGGUGUGGUUUCUCUACAUUCCACCAUUAAUGUUUAUGCCUGAUGUAUAUAGGCCUGAUAAUACUCAUAGUUAAUAUAAAAGUAAUGGUUAAUUUCUCCCACACUACAUAAAGGCUACGUAAAGGCUAUUUUGCACUGUUUAACAAAGAUGAAAGUUAAGCUAUCCCUUAUAAGUAAACCUAAUAUUUCUCCUCUAAAAUCUCAGUCAUCUCAUCAGAGUUUUCCAUUUUUUAAUCUUACGUGAACUGUUACAGUCCCAACUGAGUCCUACUUGGGAACUUUAAGUGUUAUUUGAUUUUAGUUGUUUACUGACUUUUUAAAGUUUAUUUUUAUUUAUUUAAAAGGGACAGUACAUUAAUCGACAUGUCCAUAGUACAUGUAAAUGUACCAAAUUUAGUUAUACAAUCUUAUUUUUCAUCUGGUCCCCAAGUUGACCUCACUAUUUUAAAUAAUUUCCAUAAAUCAUUUAGAUCUCACAUUUGAAUUGUUACUUGUGUGUAAUUACUUCAGUCCAUUUUCGUUGAGUGCACACUGUGCUGUGCACCCCCCUACAUAUCGAUAUAACAUAUGUGGUGUUCAGCUCCACUGGACCCAAGGGAAAUAAAAGUGUCGGAAAUUAGAUGAAAACAAGUCAAUGUGGUUUUCCACCUGGGCCUACUGGUAGUGCUAAACAAAUAUUUAGAAUUGCCAUUACGAUACAACUUUAUUAAUCCCCCGUAGGAGAAAUUUGUUUGGGCAAUAGACCAGCAGCAAUAGAAAAAAAAGAAAAAGUACUUCUAUAAACAAAAGUAGACCAUAGGGAAAAUGCUAAACGUAAGAAGUAGACAAGACAAACAGAGCAAACAACAAAUAGGGCAAACAAAAUAGACGGUAUAGACAGUAUAAAUUAUAAAAAGUGUAAAGCAUAAAGUGUAAAUUGUACACAUAUACACAUAUACAUAUGCAUAUACAUGCAUACAAUAACACACACACAUGCAUAUGCAUACACAUACACCACACGCUGUUGUACAGCCUAAUGGCUGUCGGCACAAAGGAG
Molecule: messenger RNA, 12316 nt
Organism: Gadus chalcogrammus (walleye pollock)
Lineage: Eukaryota; Metazoa; Chordata; Actinopteri; Gadiformes; Gadidae
Product: unconventional myosin-IXAb-like
Exons: 43
Coding region: 736-8211 (2491 amino acids)
Biological process (GO): intracellular signal transduction
Cellular component (GO): myosin complex
Molecular function (GO): GTPase activator activity; microfilament motor activity; ATP binding
Source: RefSeq, a predicted model, not a curated record